UUCAGUCUUUCCUUAAAGACCUCUGGGGAUAGUGACCCCAUCACCUCCCUGGGCAGCGCAUUCCUAUAUCUAAUCAUCCCUUCUGCGAAGAAAUUCUUCCUAAUGUCCAACCUAAACCUCCUCUGGCGCAGCUCAAGACUGUCUCCUCUAGACCUGUCGCUAGUUUAAUUUCAUUUAAUUUUCCCGCUGAGUUCUGAAAGGACCGCAACCGCGGCCAAAGCAGAGGUUACUUUAAAGAAAAAACCCGAACAACUCAAAGUAAAACAACCACCAGCCCCUGCAAUUGGCCCGGUAGCGCCGCCGACCCGCCCGCUGGCUCCGCGCCCGGGGCGCUGCGUCGCCUCCGGGGUUGCCUGGAGACGGGAGCGCGGCCGCUCCGGGCCCAGGUACCGGGGCUGUGGGGAGGCCGCGGCCGCUCCGGGCCCAGGUACCGGGGCUGUGGGGAGGCCGCGGCCGCUCCGGGCCCAGGUACCGGGGCUGUGGGGAGGCUGCGGCCGCUCCGGGCCCAGGGAGAGAGAACAUCCACCUUUUCCAAUGGAACAGGAACCAGCAGAAGAUGCAGAGGCAGAUCCCAGUGAAGACAAUUUGGACAAACAAGAUAAUACUCAAGUAUCCUCAGAACCACAAAAAAGGCCUGAGGAGGUAAAAGAAAAAAUAGAUGAAGCCUUCUUCUACACGUAUGAAGAUGUAUAUUCAGGACCAUAUGCCACUGACGACACUGAGAUACCCAUUGACCUUCUUAUUUUUAAACAUUCUUUUGGAUAUGACUGUACCAGACCUGUAAACUUGAUGAUAAUGGAUAGAAAUACUGUAGGUUAUGUAGCAGGCAACCAGGUGAUCCUCCAGAACCUGAAAACUAAGUAUCAGAAACAUGUCCGGAGCAGCCGUGGCGGUGGCAUUGGGUUUAUCACAGCACACCCUAGUAAGGAGUACUUUGCAGUAGGAGAAAAAGGAAAGAAGCCAAACAUUGUCAUCUACACAUAUCCUUCGGUGAGGCCCUACAGAAUACUGAAAGGUGGAACAGAGGUAGCCUAUGUUUUUGGCGAUUUCAACCGUACUGGCACUUUGCUGGCAAGUGUUGGGAGCAGCCCUGACUACAUGUUGACCAUCUGGGAUUGGAAACAAGAGGAGACUCUGUUGAGGUCAAAAGCUUUUGCACAGGAUGUUUACAAGGUCAUGUUUUCUGCUGAGAAUGAAGAGCAUCUGACUACAUGUGGAUCAGGACACAUCAGAUUCUGGAAGAUGGCUCUCACAUUAACUGGUCUCAAGUUACAAGGUGCUUUGGGCAGGUUUGGAAAAACAGCAGUGUCUGACAUUAUAGGUUUUGUGGAGCUGCCCGAUGGGAAGGUUGUCUCAGGAACUGAGUGGGGCAAUUUGCUGCUUUGGGAAGGUGGCCUCAUUAAAGUAGAGCUCUGUCAAGUUGGACACAAGCCUUGUCAUGAGGGCCCUGUCAGCCAGUUAGUUUUUGAUGAAGGAGAACUUUACUCUGUUGGGAAAGAUGGUGUCAUUCGGAUGUGGAACUUUGAGGUAGUGGAUACUGCUGAUCCUGUGGAUGACACAGGCUUAGUAGAGAUGGAGCCUAUGAAUGAACUUUGGCUUGGCAAGAAUGUCAGCCUGAAUUUCAUUACAAAAAUUCAUGACCAUGGACAGUCCUUCUGGUUUGCUCAGGAUACAAGUGGAGCAAUAUGGAAGCUGGAUUUGACUUUUUCAAAUAUGAGCCAUGACCCAGAGCGUGUGUGUACCUUCCACUCUGGGGGGAUUGAGGCCAUCGGUGUGUCUCCCUUUACAUGCCUGAUGGCCACCACAGCGCUUGACCGGUCAGUGCGCAUCUAUGAUUUCAGCAGCAACAGCCAACUGAGCAUAAUCAAGUUUAAACAGGGAGGAACAGCGCUGGCAUGGGCACCAGCUGUUGUAAAUCCUGAGGGAGGUCUAAUUGCUGUGGGGUUUGAAGAUGGUGUUGUACGCAUAAUUGAAGUUUAUGAUCCCAAACUGCUGCCUGGUCAUGCAGGACAAGCCAAUGAGAUUGCAGAAAUAAAUCUGAAACAAGUUUUCAAACCUCAUGCUGCUGCAGUCACAGCCCUGGCAUAUGAGCAAAAGGGAGACGUGUUUGCCACAGGGAGUAAAGACAAAACAGUUUUCUUUUUUGCUAUUGAGGAUGAAUACAAGCCUAUUGGAUUCAUCUGUGUCCCUGGGCCUGUACAGGCAUUACAGUGGUCUCCGCCUUCUCAUGACAAGAGCAUGCUGCUCAUCCUUUGUGUGAACGGCUUUGCUGUCCAAGUUCCGGCCCCUCUCCAUGGGAAGCAAGAUACAGUGACCACCUAUCACAUAAAAAAUCUGCCAAGCCAGUACUUCCAUUUUUAUAGUAUUAAAUCCCGAAUCAAGCUGGAAGAGGAGAUUGCACGGAGAGAGAAAGAAAAGCAAAAGAAGGAGAAGGCAAGGCUUGAAUGGAUAAAGCAGCAAAAGGAGCUGGGACUUGAGGUAGAAGGAACUAAAGAGGAAGAACCUGAAGAAGAGCCAUUGCCACCUAUCUACAUACCAGAGGAGGCCAGUCCCAUCCUCUGUGGCUUUUAUUCAGCACCCGGAAAAUUUUGGCUUUCCUUGGGUGGGUACGACUCAGGGUUUCUCUAUCACUGCGAAUUCUCACAUGAUGAUGAAGAAGACCCUGAGAAGAGGAAAGAUGAACCCUUUGAAGUGAUUCCUAUGGAGAACACUGACAACAAUCCCAUUCACCAAAUCUCCUUCUGUACCCGCACCCCCCUGAUGUUCUGUGGGAUGCAGGAUGGCUCCCUGCGUGCUUAUCCUCUCAGUGAGGAAGGCCUCUCAGUGGGUACCCUGAAGGACUACUGGUACCUGAACGUGCAUGACAAUGAUAAUGGGCAGAUCCGGGGGAUCUGUUGUAGUCAUGAUGAUGGGUGUCUGAUUACCUGUGGUGGAGACGGAAACAUUUUUACAUUUGACCUCUUGUCAGAGGAAGAGCUUCCCAAAGAGCUAAAAGUUACAAUCCCCCCUCCUAGGAGAGGUCUUGAGAAGGAGAAGGCUACUGAAGACAUUAAGGAUCCUGAUGUCCUCACUAUUGAGGAAUACAAGCAGAAAAAGGAGCAUGAACGGAAAAUGAAGGAAGCUGAAGAAAAGAAAAAUAAGAAAAGAGAGGAGUUACGUGCACUGAGACAAGACUUUGUUUUUCUCCUUCAAAAGAAUCAGGAGUUGCCCAAGCACAUGCAGUUGCACAGAGAGGAGUUUGAGAUGGACCGCAGGAUCUUUGAAGAGCUGGAUAGGCAGACCCUACGGAGAAUGCAGUUAGUGCAAAAGCAGCUGGCUUGGGAGCACGAGAAACAAUUAAUUGGUCUGCAGAAACUACAAACACAGUUUCGGGACUCUCUGGAAUUUACUCUCAUUGUUCAUGCUAUUCAAAGCAAUCAUCAGAUUUCGACCUACAGCCUUCUAACAGUGUCAGAGAAAUAUGCCCAAGAUAAGAAACACGAGGACAGCAAGGGGGCAGUACUUAAAGAGAAGUGGACAGCACUUAAAGAGGCAGAACAAGCAGAAGAGAUCCCCAGAAAGAUAAUCCCUGUGCAUAGAGGAAGUGUAGCUUUUGAGAAGGAGGCUGAAAGGCUGAAGACACCAGAGGUCCGAAAGCCAACCACGCGUUAUAUAGAAAGCAGACGUCAGAAAAUCAGAAGACUUGUUGAGAAAUAUGAUGCACUGAAAGCCAAGAUCAUGAAGAGGAGGGCAGAAUGGCAUGAAUUAUACAAGAGCAAACCUGGACAUAACCAUGAGAAUUCUAAAGAUGCUGAGGAGAUCAAAGAAGCACGGGAGAAUAUAGGAUGUUACAGGCUGAAGAGUGCCACUAACUACAUACUCACUGAAGAUGAGUGUAUAAGCACUGAAAAGAAAAUGAUGCAGCUUGCAAUCCUGGAAGACUUGAUCCAUAAGACGAAAGUGAAUAUGAACAAAGAGAUUGUGUCUUUGAGGGAUCUCAAGGUUUCUACUAUUGAUGAAAUCAAGAGUUUAGUGAAGGAAGUCAAAUCCAUACAGGCAAACUUAGAUGUAUCAGAACAUCUCCCUAUUCCCCUGAUCCCUCAGUUACACCCAGAUGAGGUUCCUGAAAAAAUAGUUGAGUACAACAGUGACGUCCUCCUAAAGUUCAAAGAGGAGCAGGAGGCGAAGGCAAAGCUCAAGGAGCCACUGGAAGGGUGUCCCUCGUCUCGCGCAUUUAGGCACGUGUUUCUUCAAACUCCUCCAGGGGAAGAGGGUGACCCCAUGACACAGGCUGGAGGUGCAUCAGCUGCGGUCAUAGAGGAGCAGGAGGCUUUUGAGAUGGAGAAAGCAGAGCCAACAGAAAUGGAACUGGAAAUUUUAAAGAGGGAGAAGAUAAAAAAUCUAUACUUGCAGGAGACCUUGAUUAAAAAGAUCAACACACUGGUGAUCAACUUUGAUGCUGAACUUCGCCUUCUGCGGCACAAGAAAUUGAAGAUGGAUGUACAGAUGAAAAGUGCUGAUCUGCGCUGCAUCACAUGCUGUGAAGAGCUGCUUAUCCUGAAGAAACUUGAGAUACAUGAGGACCUUCUUGAAGAGCAAAUUUGUGCCCUCAUCAAUAAACAGGAGGACAUACGUUCAAAAUUGAAGAGCUACCUUGCACAAAUGGAGGAUAGAAAGUGUGAGAUUGUAAUGCUUGAAGAACGUGAGAAAGCUCUUUAUGCCAGCUUCGAAGCAUCCCUUGGAGAAAACAAUGAAUUCGCUGAUGUUCUGACUGAUAUUUUAAAGAAGAAAGUUGAGUGUGUGGAAAAAGAAGAAGUAGGAAGAGAAGCAGGUGAACAAAAUGAGAAUAAAGAGGAGGAUGAUGAAAAGCCUGACUUAAAGACUGAUGAAGAAAAUUGUGGAUCUGAAAGCAUAGUCUUUUAUGACUCAGUUUGCCCAGAAGGCUGCAGUGAGGAUCUCUUCCUGAACACCAUCCAGCUCCGGCAGCAGCGGAUAGGCAUUGAGAAAGCUUUAGAAGAGGAGAAGAAAGUUGCUGCUGACCUCAAAAAGGAAUAUAAUGCUUUGGCCAUAAAGGCAAAAGAAAUAGAAACCAGUCUGGACACAACAAACAGGGAACUGGAGGCCUUUCAGUGGGAAAAGCUGCACAAACUGAAUGAGCUGGAUGUAGUUGUGCCUUUGAGACUCCAUCAGGUGCAGUGCUUGGUUGAUGGGGAGAUGCCCCAUGACUUCUCCCAGACUUUAGUAUUUACCAACCAGUCCUUGCAGUACCUGCAGAAGAGAAUUGUGGUCCUACGUAAUGAAAAGAUAAUGCAAAGAGAGAUCCAUAAGAAGUCCAAGGAGCAACAUAAGCAGCUUCUCCAGGACAAAAAGGAGAUGGAGAUGGAGAUUCAAGGACUGGAGGAGAGGUGCAAUAAUCUGAUGAUGGAGAAGUUUGGUCGGCUCGUUGAUUUUGAAGCAGUUCAAGUACACUCUGUUAAUAUACCCAUGGAGCAGAUGAAAGUGAGAAUAAUGGAGAAAGAGUAUGAGCAUUUCGUGGAGCUCAAAGAAUGGGAGGAAAGAAUUGUAGUCCUGCAGCAUCAGCUAAUGAAGCUGACAAGAGAAAACACCAGCAAGCUGCAGCAGCUGAACAGGUUUUGCCAUGAAAAGCAUCAGCUUGAAACUGAGCUGGAAUCACUGACAACUGGUCAGGGUGGAGAAUUUGAGGGCACUCGAAGUGCUGACAUCAAAGAGACAGCCUCGCUGGAGUCACGGCUCAGGCACAUGACUCGUGAGGUGGCCCUUCUGAGAGAGGAAAUCAGCCAAGGCAGAGUAGAUGAGAUGUAGAAGAGCUCGCUUUCCUUAGCAGAAAAUGUGGGUGUCUCUUUCUACAAGCUUUACCACAGGACUUCCUGUUCAGAAAUAGUAACUAACAAUCUAAGUCACCCUUAAAAUUAACUGUGGCAGCAGUUAUGCCUGGAAGUGCAAAAUUAAUUGUUUCGGCUAUCCAGGAGUUUCGUUGUAAAGGGUUGCAUUUGUUUUUUCUAUCAAAAUAUGACUGUAACAACGUAUUUAGAAUAAAAGAUAGUAAAUAAAAUGACUAAAUACUGUUAUCAGUCCAUUGCAGAGGGUUGCACUGGACAAGGUGUGCGGUGUGUGUCCAUGCGUGUGCAUAAUGUCUAUGUCUGUCUUCAAACAAGUGGCUGUGGAAAGCUGGUUUGAAGUUUCCUUGGGGCAAAUAUUUAUCCUCAAAAAUGGUAAAAGAAGUCUGCCUCAAGCAAGCAUUUGUUACUGCUGAGCAGCAGUGGCCCUGCUCUGCUAACUGAGCUAGUUAAGAGUCCAAGGAUACACUACUGGCCAGCAGACAACAAAGGGGCCUUUCUCCUCAGGGAAGGACGUGGCAUUUACAGGCAGAAGGAGGGUGUAACAAUGCAAAGUCAGCCUGUAAUUCCACUGGCUUGCAGCUGCCUGAUCAGUCAGAGGGCCAAGCUCUGUGUGUUUUCAGGUGUUGCUCUUUUUUGCCUCCCUCAUUUGGUGUGGUGGCAGUAUGUGAUCAUUUACAGCACUUACUGUGCCUGAUUGUGAAAUCUUCCUUCCAUCCCCAGGCUGGAGGGGUUGUUUUCUUCCCAUGCAAGGCUCCUGAGAUGCUCAUUUAUAACUGAAUAAAUUAAACAACCUCCAGCUGCUCUUGCUGUUCCUCCCCAUUUCCCACCUCUUGCCACAGGUCUUGGUGUCUCUGUCUGGUGUAUGCUCAGCAGGGAUCCAGCCAUAUCCCAGCCAGGCACAAGAACUUCCUGCUGGUCCCAGCACAAGCGUGUGAAUGGUGCUUGUGCAGCCUACCCUUACAGGGCGUCCCUGCGGAGGAAUACACCUGGUGCUGGGAGCUCUUGUGCAGCUGCAGGUUGUGCCCUGGGAGGUAGGAAAUGGCUGGAGCCCCAGGCGCGGGGCUGUCUGGCACCAAUCCCUUGCCUAACAACGGGCAAGGACAUACAGUGCCAGCUGGGUAACCACAUUCCCAGAGACUCAGCUGGAGACAUGGAACAAGACCCCAGACUCAGCAUCACUGGUGACUAUUUGGAAAACUCUAACUGCAGGAAAAUGUCACCUUUCCUCAGGUGUCCUGCUUGCUGUAUGUCUGCAAGUGAAAAAGAAAAGGCUCAUUCUGGAUGAGGAAUAAGCUUAGAGCCAGGCACAGCAAAGACUAAAGCCUUUAUUUUAGAUGUUAAAGUGUGGAUUUGUCUUUACAGAUAGGCAGCUGCAGAUGGCGUGUAUGUGAAAGGUUGUUUAAGUUGAUUAGGCAGAAUGCAUACUCCAGUCCAUUCACAGGAGUGUGUUCCUGGAACAAACUUUCCUGUGGGGGAAAGGAAAAGAACUUUCGGGCAGCAUUAUUUGUUGUGUAACCCCCGCUGCAAGAGGGUGCCAGCAGCUCUGUUUGGACCCAUAUCCUGCAGUAUCCCUUGUCCAGCUGUUUCCAUCGUGUGCUUUGAUGGUGCUACCAAGAGCUGCUGCCUUG
Motacilla alba alba is the source of this 7468-nucleotide messenger RNA. It is a transcript of the gene CFAP44, whose product is annotated as cilia and flagella associated protein 44. The record is from RefSeq and is a predicted model, not a curated record. Bases 535 to 5802 code for a protein of 1755 amino acids. The transcript is spliced from 34 exons. NCBI's taxonomy places the organism in Eukaryota, Metazoa, Chordata, Aves, Passeriformes, Motacillidae. Gene Ontology annotation, molecular function: protein binding.